GCAGGAGGCCCUGGGCGUGGGCCUCAGCUGCCUGGCCAGUGCAGAGGGGCGGCUGCUGGCGCGGACGGGAAAAGUGGCAGAUGCUGGGCUCCGGCAUGGGGACACUCUCACCGCCACAGUUCGGUCGCCCCGCCUCUUCUCGCGGCGACACGCCUACGGCUUCGUUCUGAUACGCGGAGAUGGCUCUGUGGUCAGCUGGACCAAGGAGAAGGGCCUGGACACGCGGCAAAGUGACGAGGCAGACCUGGAGGCCAUGGAAGUUCAGACCACGGCUGGCGCGGUGGCGGUGCUUUGCGCGGAUGGCCGCGUCGUCAGCUGGGGCGAAACCUACUCGGGCGGCGACAGCAGCGCCGUGCGCAAGCAGCUCCACGACGUCCGCUCCAUCCAGGCGUCCGCGGGCGCCUUCGCCGCCCUGCGCUCCGAUGGCCGCGUGGUGACCUGGGGCAUCCGGGAGGCUGGCGGCGACAGUGAAGACGUCCAGGAGCAGCUGCAACACGUUGCGCAGCUCCAAGCCUCCGCGCGCGCGUUCGCGGCGGUCACGGAAGGUGGGUCGGUGGUCACUUGGGGCCAUCCCACGGCCGGCGGCGACAGCAGUGACGUUCAGUCGCAGCUGCAUGACGUCGAGGGCAUCUUCGCCUCCGGGUACUCUUUCCUGGCCCUGCGCCGCGAUGGCUCCGCCAUAACCUGGGGAAGUUCCGAGCAUGGCGCGCCCGCCGACCGGUAG
Messenger RNA from Symbiodinium natans, 724 nucleotides. The record is from the annotation of a GenBank genome assembly. NCBI's taxonomy places the organism in Eukaryota, Dinophyceae, Suessiales, Symbiodiniaceae.